AUCCAUGAGGAGCGACAUCAGCUAUUGUAUAGGAAAAGGUUUAGAAAAGGCAGGGUCCAGUGCCGACGAACAAAACAAGAGUCUUGUAUUAGUAGUUGCUAAGAACAUUUUUUUAGAAGGAGUUUGUUAUUAAUAACAUUAAUUAAUAAUUAAUGUCCAUAUGUUAUUGUUCACAGGAACCUCGUUAGUAGCAGUUGUCGUCUGUUCUCACAAGGAAAGCAGUUAAACCUGUUUGACAUACUCUGUAUACAAUCUUGCAAUUCAACACUAUCCAUUGCUCAAAAGUUUUAAAUACAGAUGAGGAUAGCAGUAGAAGGGUGUAUGCACGGAGACUUGGAUAAUGUCUAUGCCACCCUAUUGCAGUUGCAAGAAGUUGAGAAUAUAAAGAUUGAUCUCCUUUUAUGUUGCGGUGACUUUCAGGCUGUUAGGAAUGAGAAGGAUCUAGAAAGCUUAAAUGUGCCAGUUAAAUACCGGAGCAUGAACUCUUUCUGGAAGUAUUACUCAGGAGAGAAAGUAGCACCAUUUCCAACUAUAUUUAUUGGAGGAAAUCAUGAAGCAUCCAAUUACCUUUGGGAAUUGUACUAUGGAGGAUGGGCAGCACCUCAGAUAUACUUCCUUGGAUUUGCUGGAGUAAUCAAGUUUGGCAACAUUCGUAUUGGUGGCCUUUCCGGAAUUUAUAAAUCACACGACUACAAUCGGGGGCACUACGAGAAGCUACCUUAUAAUCAACGGGAUAUUCGAUCUAUUUAUCAUGUUCGCGAGUAUGAUGUUCACAAGCUCUUGGAAGUUGAGGAACCAAUUGAUAUCUUUCUUUCACAUGACUGGCCUGUUGGCAUCACUGACUGUGGGAACUUGAAAGCUCUUCUUCGUCAGAAGCCUUUCUUUGAGCAAGAGAUUCAGGAAGGAACUCUGGGAAGCAGACCUGCUGCUGAAUUACUGGCAAAGUUGAGGCCUUCUUACUGGUUUUCUGCACAUCUGCACUGCAAAUUUGCUGCUUUAGUUCAGCAUGAGAAGGAUGGUCCUUCCACAAAGUUUCUUGCCCUUGACAAGUGCCUCCCUGGUAGAAAGUUUUUGCAGGUUAUUGAAAUUGAGUCCGGACCAGGACCUCAUGAACUUCAAUUUGAUGAAGAAUGGUUGGCAAUCACAAGAAAGUAUAAUGCUGUCUUGCCCUUGACAACCAGGCGUGCGAACUAUAGUGGUGUACAUCUUGACACAGAACAAUGCCACCAGUUUGUAAGAAAUAAGCUGCAGACAAGGGGAUCCAAACCAUUUGAAUUUGUUCAGACUGCACCGUGCUACAAUCCUUCUCACCCUGUUGCUAAUGAUGUCUUCCACGGUUUCUAUAAAAACCCUCAGACAGAAGCUCUAUUACAGUUUCUAGAACUCGAGUAUCUUCUUAAUAAAAUGCCAGAAUCAAGGGAGCCUGCUGCAGGUUCCUGUAAUUACGAGAGUGAAGAUAUACCCAUAGAUGACGUGGACGUGGACGUGGACGUGGACGUGGACGAUAUAAAACAAGUGGACUCGGAAGAUGCUUAAGAAGGAUUAAUCUAAAGCUCAGAUCACCACCUAAUGUAAAGCUUAAAGGUGGAUUGCCGCUAUAAAGGGUAAAUGACAACUGCAGUUUUAAUGGGCAGCUUCACUUCACGAAAUUGUUUUGACAUUUGAAACGGUGCCCCUUCUCGUUAUUCUUGGCCAUUUAGACGGUAGUACCUUCUACUUUUGCUCUCACCUCACUAAGCAAAACCUUCAGAGAAAAAGGUUAGGUGGUGAUUAAGCCUUCUCGGAGGAGUUCAUGAUUAAUUUUAUCACCUCCCAAACUAUCCUUUA
Nicotiana attenuata is the source of this 1827-nucleotide messenger RNA. Its product is annotated as lariat debranching enzyme-like. The transcript has 10 exons. Bases 298 to 1536 code for a protein of 412 amino acids. Gene Ontology annotation, molecular function: RNA lariat debranching enzyme activity. Gene Ontology annotation, biological process: mRNA splicing, via spliceosome. NCBI's taxonomy places the organism in Eukaryota, Viridiplantae, Streptophyta, Magnoliopsida, Solanales, Solanaceae. The record is from RefSeq and is a predicted model, not a curated record. Gene Ontology annotation, cellular component: nucleus.